This is a messenger RNA of Penicillium cataractarum, 2724 nucleotides long. RefSeq lists its product as uncharacterized. The coding region runs from base 1 to 2724 and encodes 907 amino acids. Gene Ontology annotation, cellular component: mitochondrion; L-cysteine desulfurase complex. The transcript is spliced from 6 exons. Lineage: Eukaryota; Fungi; Ascomycota; Eurotiomycetes; Eurotiales; Aspergillaceae. Gene Ontology annotation, biological process: iron-sulfur cluster assembly. The record is from RefSeq and is a predicted model, not a curated record.
AUGUCUGUGGCCAACUUGCAACGUGAUACCGCCUUCCAGGUGCGGUCUUUGGAAGCUAAUCCGGUCUUCGGUAUCGUACAGUUCCGCUCUCUGCUGCGCCAAUCGUCCCAGUUCUCCAACUUCAACUUCCGCGACUACGCCCGCCGCAAGACGCGAGACUCGUUCCGCGAGCACAAGAACGAGACUGAGGAGCGCCGGAUACAGGAGUUGAUCCAGGAUGGUCUGCAGAACCUGCGCCUGCUCAAGAGGCAAACGGUCAUCAGCCAGUUCUACCAGUUGGACAAGUUGGUGGUGGAAGGCCAGAAGACUGGCAAGGAGACAGGAGACAAGGGGGGUAUUGUCCGCCAGAAGGAUACUGGCAUUGCAGUUUGUUGUACUCCCCAUGGCUUGAUGCUGUCUGAGAUAGCAUCACGUGACCCCUUACGGGGCGGACAAUCUGCGCCAUCCGCAAAGCAACGCGACGGGACCAUCGCUACGCUCCGCUCCGCUCAUCUACUUUACAGCUCCCCACGGUAUCGCGCCAUUGUCCUGGUCGUAAUUCGCUCUACGAGCGCAAUUCAUCGGCUCUGGAAAGCCUCGCGCUCAGGGCGACACCUUGAAAACGCCAACCGUUCCCGAACCGGCCAAAUCGACCACGAUGUCUUCGAGGGCCUACCCGUCCGCCGCUGGUCGCGCCAGCCACACACCGUCUCCCAAGCACCUAAAGCCGAAGACUCCGAGCUAGGCGAAGGUCCCGGCGGAAGCAAUGCGCCGCCCGAGCUGGCCAUGCCCCGAGACAGCCAACUCCUACCCGCCAUGAGCCGUGCACUUUUGCGCGCCGCGCGCGCAGGCUGUAUCUACAUCCGCCCGACUGGGCGAGCUGCUGAAAAUGAAAAGGAGGAAGGGACGGAUGGGGAGGACCAGGGUGUAGCGGGUCAUGUGGCGGACCGCAGCUUCACGAGCCGCAAGUGGACGACCCUACCUAAGCAUUUGGAGCCUGCGGAGGUGGAAUUCCUGGCUAAGAGACGGCCUGGCCUGAUUUCGUUGUAUGGUAAUGGUGCGGAGGGUGGCGCCAUGCCGGGUCCCAUGCGCAAGACGAAGAUCAAGCGGACUGAUCCUGAGAAUGGCAGCAUCUCCAUCUACGAGGUGUGGGUGCCGGAGGGACAUCGUAUUGAGGGCGAGAUUACAGGUGACGUGCAGACUAUCGCUGAGCAAAGUGAAGUCCCUGUGACGGCAGAAACGCCCGCUCCAGGAACGGUCGUGGAGGGUGUGGGUGUCGUCAAUGCGGAAGGUGUAGUCGUUGCUGAGGCUGGCUCGGCUGCUGUCAUGACUCCUCCUAAGCGUCGACCGCCUCCUCCCAAGCGCAAGGGUAAGGGUAUUGGCAAGGGCCGGAAGAAGAAGGUUAUGUUUGCACCUGGUGAGGGAGCUGAUGCUGCAACGGUACACGGAGUUGCUCCUGCUGAUGGGGCCGUUGCUGGCGUCAAGGAGGGAGAGGAUCCCUCACGGAUGUCUGUAGACCAGUCCGGUCAAGAUGAGGAUGAGGAUGAUGGUGAAGAAGGCGAUGAGAGCGACGAGGGUGAUGAGUCCAUGAUGGAUGCAAAGACCCCAGAGACACCCCAGGCUCCGCCGAGCACUGAUCUUGUCGAGCUACCUACAGCCGAAACUCCCACCGAAGAAUCAAAGGAUGUCGAGAUGACUGAUGCUCUUCCCGAUACAAAACCUCCUGUUUCAGAGCCGGUUGUGGCUAGCCAAGAACCACUCCUGCAGCCACCGACGGCACCUACGACACAUGCAGAGAUCCCACAGGCAGACGCUGAGGUCUCUGCAGCUGCAACGCCCGCUCCUCCUGCUGAAGAAAGCAAGCCCUCCAGCGACCAACUCGGCCAGAGUGCAUCAUUAGAGCAGCCUGCUCCCACAGAGUCCGUCACAUCCGCAAUCCCAUCAACAACCGAGACCAUCCCCAAGGAAGAAUCACAGGCCCCAGAGCUUAUAAUGGAGGAGAAGCCUGCUGAGGAAACCGCCGAUAUCACGCUAGUUGAGGUCAAGCCAGAGUCGACGCCACAGCCUGUCGAGGAGAGCCUCCCAGCUCCCGUCUCUGCAAGCCCUGAAAAGCACGAGGAAACACCAUCAGAGCCUCCCAAGCAGCCAGAAUUGCAGCAGUCAAUUGGGGAAGUUCCGGCAGCACAGCCUGAGCCAGUCACCGAGGAAUCAGCCCAGCCCCCAACCGAAGAAUCAAAAUCCUCAAUUGAACCGGUUUCAGCUCCCGAGAUCACGGAAACCGAACAGGCUCCAGCUGCUCUUGAUGCUGUUCCAGCGCCAGCAGAGAUCAAGAAAGAUGUCGAAAUGGGCGAGGCACCCCCCGCGGAGGAACCCGCCGCAGCUCAGCCUCCUGUCAAAGAACCUUCACCUACGCCAGCUAUACCAGCUGAGACCGAGCCUGAAGCUAAGCCUGAGCCUGAACCCGCCACAGCUCAGACGUCCGAACCUCCUGUGCUAGACGCGACUACACCCGAAGUCUCUGAACCCGCGGUCCCCGAGCCAACUCCCAUAUCAGAGCCUCAACCCGAGGAACCGCUGGCACCAGUGCCAACCCCGGUUACCGAACCAACCCCUGCAACCGAGCCCGAGACGGUCUCUGCCGCCGAGCCCGUAACGGAAGAGCCCAUGUCUGGGGUUGAGGGUGCAGCUGAGGAGAAGAAGGACGAGCCAGAACCUGCUCCUGCGGCACCUGCGUCUGAGUCUUGA